This is a messenger RNA of Perca fluviatilis (European perch), 3008 nucleotides long. RefSeq names its product myelin protein zero-like protein 2. Gene Ontology annotation, biological process: cell-cell adhesion. The record is from RefSeq and is a predicted model, not a curated record. Lineage: Eukaryota; Metazoa; Chordata; Actinopteri; Perciformes; Percidae. Gene Ontology annotation, cellular component: membrane. Bases 308 to 967 code for a protein of 219 amino acids. The transcript has 5 exons.
UUCACACAUCAUAGGUUCGUGGGACGAUAUCAGCCGAACCGAAACAGAACAGGUGUUUAGGGGCAGGUUGGAGAGGUAGGUAGGCUGUCAGCUUAUGCAAGAGGCGAGGUAGUAAACACCGCCCAUCAGGUGCGUACAAGGGUGACUCACAUCCACGGAAUCACCACGGAAGACAAGAUUCACAAAAAAAAGGCUCUUUUUUACUCCGACAGUCUGCGGCGACAUUUGCGUUCAUGAACCCGUUUAAUAAAUGUACAUGAAGGGACUUUUACAGAGGAAUUAACCGGCCGCAGUUAAGGAAGUAUCAAUGUUUUAUCCUAUGUAUCGGAUAUGGCCUCUGCUUCUCCUGGGAGGAUUCGUGGUGCCAGGGGUGCGACGUGUCAGUGGAAUAGAGAUUUACACCCCGAAAGAAGUUGAAGCGGUCAACGGGACAGACGUGAAACUGAAGUGUACUUUCACUUCCACUGACCCAGUGUCGACUCAGUCCGUCACUGUGUCCUGGAACUUCCGACCCAUAAAUUCAGGAGCGGAUGAGUCGGUGUUUUAUUACCAGGACAAAUCAUACCCUCCCAUGCAGGGGCGUUUUAAAGACCACGCGGUGUGGUCGGGAGAUAUUAUGAGACGGGACGUUUCCAUCACCCUGCUCAAUGUGCCUCCGACCUUUAAUGGCACCUACCUCUGCCAGGUGCGCAACCCUCCAGAUGUGCACGGCGGCAACGGAGAGAUCUUCCUCAGAGUCGUCAACAAAGGCCUUUCCACAUGGAGAUCAGAGGUCAGGGUCUUCCCUGGAACAGUUUCCCUCUCUGAGAUCAGCAUCCUGGCAGCGGCAGUUGGAGGCAGCUGUGCUGUAAUCCUGAUCCUCCUCGGUAUCUUCGUGGCGGUGAAGUUCUACAGGAAAAAGCACAAGGAACCCAACACUGAGCUGCAACUGCGGGAAAAUGUGUGGAAGGACCCGACUGUGUUGUGAGGGCCAGAGAGCCGAAGCUCCUCUUCUUCUCGUGUGGAGUCUGAUUGGCUGUUUGUGUCCACUCUGCUGAAAAAUAGAAAUUUGAGGGUAGGCAGGCAUCUUGUUCUAUUUUUGCUUCUCCAAUGUGACCCUCAAAGAUAUUAUUGUAGUUUGUUUCCCUCAGCAUUAGAGAUUUAAUGUACCACCCCUCCCAUUUGUUGUACUUUAUACCCUUUUAUUUGUUUUUUACCAAAAGUUCCCAGUUAUUGUAAUUACUAAGGUCAUUUUAUUGAGAGUUUUUUAACUGUAGAGUAGGAGAUAGUAGAAGGCCCUCUGAUGGUAGUACGAAGCGCCUUUUCUAACUACAUGCUGUACUUGGAGCCUGUUCAUUGAUCUCAAUUCACAGCUGUAGUGCUGACAGCACCAAAUUUGUUCGUUUAUGUAAUCAUGGAAUUUCUUUUAAAUAUAUUAGUUAUUUAAUGAUGUGUUUUAUGGAAUUAUGCUAUAACCGAUUUUGAAUUUGCGAAUACCGGGGAAGAAUUUUAGAACCAGAGAACCAUGAACUGAUUUUAGUGGAGAAAUGUUCAUGAAUUUAUGUUUUGGUCAUCUUUGUCCACGGAAGGAAGCAGUACUUCAAUCCUCUGUGGUUGCUCCAGCGGUGGAGCCAUGGUAUUGAAGUCCCGCUCAUUAAACCAUCCUGACUAAUUUAAUCACAGCUGUCAAUCAUGACAUUUCAUCCCAUUUUUAUAGCAUUAAAUAACUAAUAUAAACCAAACUUAUCUGAAAAAUGAACACUUGAACAAAUUGUGUGAUAAGAACUAUCUAAAAUGAAAGAAGCCAUAUUUGGCUUGACGUGCACUUUGAUUUUUUUAGUUUGGCCCAUGUACCAUUUGCUGACAUAGAGGGGGCGGGAUAUAUGACCUAUACUGCGAUGAUAUUGGUGUUGAUGAUUAACACUCGAUUGAUUAGAAUCAUCUUUCCUGUUAGAACAUCAGCCUUUUUCUUUUCAUUAACAUGAUUUAAACAGAAGACGUGUUUUUAUUAUACUUUUCAGAAUUCAGUGAAAUUAUGGUCACUGAAUUACAGCAUACAUUAAAGUUCAUGUUAAGAGUACUCCACUGAUUUAGCAUUGCACUCCUAUAAUAUUGUCAGACUCCCGAUGGACAGUUUUUAAAAAAGCAUCAAAAUCGAUGCAUACAUUCUUCACUGUCACAACCUGCUUCUUACAUUAUUACCCACAAUGCAACUUGACUGCAGAUUUGGGUGUGUUGCUACUAGAGGCUAAUGUAGCCUCAAGCUUCUGGCCUCAGGCAGUGUCGAGAAGCGUGCUACAGAGGUCUGGGAAACUCUCUUUUUUCUAACUCCAUAAUCACAGAUUCUUUUCAUUUUCAAACUUGUAGUCUUCAGCCCCAACCAAUGCUGACUCAAGUGACAUCAUGUGAGGCAAUUGAUCAGACUGCGCAGCUCCUCUGGAGCCACAUAAAGUUUUAUAUAACGUUUUUUACAUAAAUUACUCCCCAACACCUGUAAACUCUGAUGUGUAAAUCGGGGGAUUUCCCCUUUCAUUUCUAUGUGUUUUAUAGAUGUAAGUUUGUUUUAUGUGACUGCUGUAACUUUGCUUCUUUGUGCUAAUUUGACUGGAUUUCCAUACAGCUGCUGCUGAAAACCUACUGCCUUCAAUCAAUGUUGUGAAAACUCGUGAAUUUUCAAUGUCGAAUAAAUGUCGACUAUAGAUUUCAAAGAGAAGAGCCAGCUUUGCUGAAAGCACCCCAUACCAGUGCAGACAGUGCUUUUUCAACAUUGGUGUUGCCACCAGAUGUUUCUCCUGUUCAAUUUCCAAAAGCAUCAGCCGACACAGACAAUUUUUGCUGCCAGAAAGUCCGCCAUGACAUUUAUGAGUGAUAAACAAAGCCAGACGUUUACUACAUUGGCAACAUUGUACAAGUGAUUUUGUAUUAAGAAUCUGUACAUAUUGUAAAAUAAGCAAAACUUUACGUUUUUUUUAAAACAUUGUCAUAUCUUUAUUAAGCAACUCUGAAAUAAAGAACUGUUUUUGAAAUUA